Brugia malayi is the source of this 1299-nucleotide messenger RNA. RefSeq lists its product as uncharacterized. The transcript has 4 exons. The record is from RefSeq and is a predicted model, not a curated record. The coding region runs from base 1 to 1299 and encodes 432 amino acids. Lineage: Eukaryota; Metazoa; Nematoda; Chromadorea; Rhabditida; Onchocercidae. Gene Ontology annotation, cellular component: cytoplasm. Gene Ontology annotation, molecular function: sulfotransferase activity. Gene Ontology annotation, biological process: sulfation.
AUGGCUCCAACAAGUAAACAUAACCGUAAAUUGAAAAUCGAAGGCACCGAUUUACCCACAGCCAAACAUAUACCAACUUCUGCAUCCUGUAGUUUGCAAGAUCGCAAAAGUGCAUUCGUUUUUCAAUUGGAUGGUCAACCUAAACAAUCUUGUAUUGACAACGAAAUUUGGCCACCGGUGUUCAAGCCUGAAUUUCUUAGAAGUGCAAAGUCUAUGACACCACGUGAUAAUGACAUCUUCGUAUGUACUUAUCCUAAGUGUGGCACCACAUGGAUACAGCAUAUUUGCUCACAGCUGCUAACUGAAAAUUAUGGACCACAGGUGGGACAAGGUAAGCAUAUUAUUUCAUUCCUCCCUCGUUUACCACCGCUUGAACCUCUCUUUAAUAUGCUAAUUCCAGAACUGUGUAUAACGAGUCCAAUGAUUGAACGAAUGGGUGCAAAAUUUGCUGAUAAUUUAGAUACUCCACGACUACUGAAAACACAUUUCACAUGGUACAAUGUACCAAAAAACAACAGUGCCAAAUAUAUUCUUGCAGUUCGAAAUCCGAAAGAUUGCCUUACAAGCUACUUUUUUCACAAUCGCAACUUCAAAAUCUACAAUUACGAACAUGGUGAUUUUUCUGCUUUCUUCGAACUUUUUCUGACGAAAAAUAUUGCAUUCGGAAAUUAUUUCGACUAUCUGCUCAGUUGGCUUCCACAUAUUAACGAUGAAAAUGUGCUGUUUUUGAAAUAUGAGGACAUGUGCGCCGACUUACAACAAGCAAUUGUGAGAAUUGGCGAAUUUUUGGGCGGUAAAGCCACAAAACAUGUCCAGGAUGAGGCUAUAUUAAGUCAAAUUGUGGCAAACAGUACGAUCAAAUCUAUGAAGAAAGAUCAGUGGCGAUGGUUCCCAGAAAAUAAUCUACGACAAAAUAUUUUCAUCCGAAAAGGUGGAAGUGGAGAUUGGAAAAAUUAUUUUACACUUGAUCAGUCAAGGCGAUUAGAUUCAAUGUAUCAAAAAUAUCUAUCCGGAACAAUUGCGGAACAUUGGUGGGAGGAAGAAAUGGCUUGGGACAAUUUAGAAGAGGAUAUCGGAAUUGAAACCGAUUUGUCAUCCAUAUCCAUUGCUAAUGGAUGCGUCAAUAAUAGUUCUGCCAGUUCAAGACGGGAUUCCCUAGAAGAUUUCCAGGGAGAUUCCAUCGAAUCCACCGAUUUGAGUCUUCUGAAAACGACUAUUCAAAAAUACAUCCCAUGGCGUGAACGUGUAUCAUCACAAUCAUCAUCAGGAUAUAAUUCAUUGUCCUCAUCCUUAUAUUAA